UCUCCAAAAUCUUCAUCAAUUUUGCGAUUGAAUCGAAACUACAACGCUCAUUCUGCGACGGACUACAAACCAUCACAAUGUGGCUAGUGAGAAUAUGCAGAAGAAUAAGAAGAAGACACAUAUCAGUGUUUUUUUUAGCUUUGCUUCUAUGGGGUCUAGUAUGGUUGGUAUGGAGUGUUCUGCUACAGCAUUCUUCCCCGUCAGACAGAAAGCUGCCCGCACGCUUCACAUGGAACCAACAAAUUGUCGAUAUGGAGCCAUCGGUCGACAACUCCUCUCAGCCUUCCGAUGGACAGAUUUUAAUCCAACUCAAAAAACAACUGCCCAGUCUGCCGAUUUCGUUUUGGCACCGAAAUAUGAAUAGAGGUUUGUUCUUCAAUAACAAUACUUGUGCAAGGUACCCCGACAUUUUUGAGCUUGAAUUCAACAAUUUAUAUUGGCAAAGCUUACGCACAACAAAUGGCACAUUUCAUUUGUAUGGGGCUUACUACGACAAUAGAGAACUGAGUGAGAUAGGGCCAGCAGUCAGAAUUCUUGGCAUGAUUGAUCGCAUCGAACCCACUGUCAACACCUAUUGCCAAAUUUGGUUUGACCACCACAGACAGCCUGUUUUUGCUGAAGUAAUGGAAUAUUCACAUAUUUGGAACAAAUUCUGGGGAAACUACGAGCAAGGAAUCUUGCAGCCCUACUUGAUGGCAUGUCAGAUUCCAGAAGAAUUUCAAAAACUUGUUCCAGCAUCAGUUUCUAUUGUUGAGGAUAAAUGUGACAUUGCCAAAAAUAAUUUGAGAGUAAUUUACAAGAAGCCUUAUGAGACAAAGAACUUCGCAGUGUGUGUAAAAGGACUGGAUUUCUCGCACAGUGAUCUCUCAGUGCGAUUGGUUGAGUGGAUAGAGUUGCUUGGAAUUCUUGGUGCAGACAAAGUGUUCUUUUAUCAGUUCAAAGUGCAUUCUAAUAUCAGCAAAGUAUUGAAAUACUAUAAGAAAAGGAAUCGCAUUGAAGUUACACAUCUGACAUUACCUGGUGGUCAACCAAACAUUCCUGCUUUACGAAGUCUCUAUCUGAAGAAAAACAGAUAAUUUUACAUAAAUAAUCCUCAAGUUCUUUUCAAAGUUUUAAUGUUUGAGUUUUUGAUCAUAAUUCUCAAGAAUUGAUUCCAACGUGCCCAAAUAGUCUAGUACUUCUUAUUCAUACAAAAAUAAUCUUUAAAUUCUCCUAAAAGGAUAGAUUUAAGUUCAAGUUUAAUGUUGAAGGUUUCUAUCAUCAUUUUUAAGAUUGAUUGUAACGUGUCCAUAUAAUCUAGCACUACUCAC
This is a messenger RNA of Nilaparvata lugens (brown planthopper), 1310 nucleotides long. RefSeq lists its product as uncharacterized. Lineage: Eukaryota; Metazoa; Arthropoda; Insecta; Hemiptera; Delphacidae. The coding region runs from base 78 to 1076 and encodes 332 amino acids. The record is from RefSeq and is a predicted model, not a curated record. The transcript is spliced from 3 exons.